Cylindrotheca closterium is the source of this 1245-nucleotide messenger RNA. The record is from the annotation of a GenBank genome assembly. NCBI's taxonomy places the organism in Eukaryota, Bacillariophyta, Bacillariophyceae, Bacillariales, Bacillariaceae.
AUGUGCCAGAACUCCAAUAGCGCCUUUAGUGAUUCUACAAUUGACCCCCUUGUCCUUCGAGAGCUGGAACGUUACGACGACCUAUCUCCACAGCACAACGACGUCGUCAUGCAUCAAGCAUCUGAUAUCCAACGAGUCUCCCUUCUUGGAAAGGGGUCAUACUGUGAUGUCUUUCUGGUUAUCUUGCGUUCAACAAAGGAACACCUUGCUAUGAAAAAGCUAGAUAAGAAGAAAAUUGGAUCUCAACAGGACUUCCUUGCCGCAGCCCCAGACCUGAUCAUCGAGGCACAUUACCUUUCGAAGCUAGAUCACCCGAACGUGAUCAAGCUUAGAGGCGUAUCUUCCCUCCCUUUCUCCGAAUCCUUUACCCAAGAUAAGAAUGGCUACUUUAUGACCAUGGAUGUCAUGGAAGAAACGCUCGAGGACCGACUUCACCGAUGGCGAAAAGACCCUUCCUGCUACACGCAGCGGAGAGGAAUCUGUAGCCAGCUCAUCAAGAAAGCAAAGAAGAAGCUCGAUGUACCGAGCAUGUACGGUCGCCUCGAGACUGUGGCUCUCGGUAUUGUAGAUGCCAUGGAAUACAUCCAUGGACAGUGUAUCACCGUUAAUGACCUUAAGCCAGCCAAUAUCGGUUUCCAUGGAGAAACUGGCAACGUAUGCCUGUUUGACUUCGGGUUUGCCAGAGAUCUCGCGAUUUGUCCUCCUGAUGAAAUCUAUGGAACACCUCGAUACAUGGCCCCUGAAGUCUUGAAGGGAGAAGGCUACUCAUUGAAGUCUGAUGUCUAUUCUUUCGGUGUAAUGCUGCAUGAGGUGACAUCUUUGUGCAAAAGGGAGGGAUCAAAGAAAGUAUCUGUUGAAAAUCAUUCCGAUUUGAUGGUUAUAUGUGAAUCUUUGUCAGAGUUGUCGCUGCACAAUAUUCCUUGUCGGAGAGUUACAGCGCUAAUUGAGAUCUGUCUGUCGGAUGACCCAGAAAGACGCCCUUCGUUUGAGUGUAUAGGGGCAACUUUGAGAGCAAUCUUGACACCUGACACAACUACAAAAUUGCAAACGAAACUUUCACUCAUCUCCGAAACGGACGCAUCUGGAACCCUUCCCGAUUUGGACACAGAAACUUUUGGAUACCGUAACUGGUAUUCUUCCCCACUAAAAGAUUCAUUGCAGACAGAGUCCAACAGCACACUGGACACUCUCCCAGAGUGUAGCAUCAACGAGGAGCUAUCUACAUUGCGAAACGUAGAAUGGUAA